Molecule: messenger RNA, 768 nt
Organism: Penicillium cataractarum
Lineage: Eukaryota; Fungi; Ascomycota; Eurotiomycetes; Eurotiales; Aspergillaceae
Exons: 3
Coding region: 1-768 (255 amino acids)
Cellular component (GO): EMC complex
Source: RefSeq, a predicted model, not a curated record
AUGCCCGUCCUCCUAGCCCUCCUCUGGCUCUGCCACCUAGCCACCGCCUCCCUAACAAUCUCCAUCCCCCCAUCCACCCACCUCCCAAACCCCCAUGUCCUCCCCGCAACAACCCGUGCAACUCUCACCACCCUCCCCGCCGCCGGCGCCGGCGACCGCGAUCCCACCCACAUCCUAACCACCUCCCUCACUCGCGGUUCUACGCUGGUCUUCCGUGACAUCCCCGCCGGUCACCCCGAAUCGUACCUGCUCGACAUUCGCGCCGGCGAGUACGUGUUUGCCCCGUACCGCGUGGAUAUCGCGGCCGACGGCUCGGUGCUUGGUGUUUGGGAGACAUUCCGUGGUAACCCCUGGGAUAAUCGUGGCGCGGAGAAAUAUGUCGUUGAUGUUGCGGGUAAGAAGGCGGCGGAUGUUGUGGUUGAGGCGAAAGUUCUUGGACGAAAGGGUUUCUACGAGGAGCGGGCUAAGUUCUCGCCCUUGAGCCUGGUCAAGAACCCGAUGAUUCUUAUGGCUAUCGUGGCACUCGCCAUGACCUUUGGAAUGCCCAAGCUUAUGGAGAACAUGGACCCCGAGAUGCGCGCCGAAUUCGAACAGCAAUCCCGUGCCUCCCCUCUGACUGGUGCUACCACCAAUGCCAUGACUGGCGGUGGCUUUGAUCUUGCCGGAUGGAUGGCCGGCACCGCGCCCAGCCCCAUGGCCAGUGCUGAAGGGGCUCGCGAGGGUGCGACGGGUCGAGAGGCCGCUGGCUCUGCGCGGAAGCGUGGUUAG